Messenger RNA from Solanum dulcamara, 1353 nucleotides. Its product is annotated as vicilin-like seed storage protein At2g28490. The record is from RefSeq and is a predicted model, not a curated record. Lineage: Eukaryota; Viridiplantae; Streptophyta; Magnoliopsida; Solanales; Solanaceae. The transcript is spliced from 5 exons. Bases 1 to 1353 code for a protein of 450 amino acids.
AUGGGAAAUAGAAGGACAUUGUUGCUUCUAGUACUUGUAGUUUUCUCAACACUAGUAGCUUUUGUUUGUGGCUAUGAAUAUGAAGGGCGAAAGAGAGAAAAAGAAAGCGAGCCAAGGACACAAGGAGAGAAAUGGUUCUUGUUGCGUCAGUUUCAUAAUGUUGUGAAAACUGAUGCUGGGUCUAUGAGAAUGGUGAAGGGUGGGUAUCGAGCGGGUUCAUUUCUCCAUAGUCCAAUGCAUAUUGGUUUCAUCUCCAUGGAACCCAAUAGCCUCUUCAUCCCUCAGUACCUCGAUUCUGAUAUUGUCCUCUUUGUUCACCAUGGGGAAGCAAGAGUUGGACACAUCUAUAGGGAUGAAUUAGCGGAAAGGAGUUUAAAGCAGGGCGACGUGUACACGAUUCCUGCUGGAUCAACUUUCUAUUUGGAGAAUAGAGUUAAAAAUGAGAGACUUCACAUUAUUUGCAGCAUUGAUAUUACCUCAGGAUCCAUGGGAUGGCAUGCUUUCCAGUCUUUCUUCAUUGGUGGUGGAAUUCAUCCUGCAUCAGUUCUUGCUGGAUUCGAUCAUACCACAUUAUCAACUGCUCUUAAUGUCUCUACAUCAGAAUUGAAAACGUUCUUGACCAGGCAAUCUUCCGGGCCAAUAGUGCAUUUAUCUGGUUCUCAUAACAUAAACACUUGGUCCAAAUUCAUGGACCUAGAACCCCACCAGAGACUAGCUCACUUGAAGAGGAUUGUGAAUUUCGAGGAAGAAGCUAGCUCCAAACAGGAGGAAUCAACAUGGUCAUUGAGGAAAAUUCUGUUUACUUUAUUAAACAGAGAAGAGGUUGUCAAGAGAAUGGGUCACAGAGCUCCAUCAGCGUGCAAUCUCUACAACAGGAAUCCCCAUUUCCAGAACGACUACGGAUGGACCAAGAAGUUGGAUGAGUCUGAUUAUUCUCCUCUAAAACAAACUGGCCAUGGAGUUUAUCUUGUCAAUCUAUCUCCGGGAUCCCUGAUGGCACCUCAUGUGAAUCCAACAGCAAUAGAGUAUGGAAUAGUGUUGAAAGGGACUGGAAGGAUCCAAAUUGUGUAUCCGAAUGGGACUUUAGCGAUGAAUGCAAGAGUAAGAGAAGGGGACGUUUUUUGGGUUCCAAGGUACUUCCCCUUCUGCCAAAUUGCUUCAGCGAAUGGACCAUUUGAGUUCUUUGGCUUCACUACAUCAGCAAGGAGGAACCAUCCACAGUUCUUGGCGGGUAAGAACUCAUUGAUGCAAAGCUUGAGAGGGCCAGAAUUUGCAGCUGCAUUUGGAAUUGGUGAAAAAAGGCUUAAGAGGAUUGCCAAUGCUCAACAUGAACAAAUCAUUUUGCCAUCAUGA